Molecule: messenger RNA, 597 nt
Organism: Trichoderma citrinoviride
Lineage: Eukaryota; Fungi; Ascomycota; Sordariomycetes; Hypocreales; Hypocreaceae
Exons: 2
Coding region: 1-597 (198 amino acids)
Source: RefSeq, a predicted model, not a curated record
AUGGCUUCAUUCACCGUUUCAGCCCAGCCAAACACCGACGUCUGGAAGAAACCGCCCUCCCACGACGUCUUCACCGCCCCCUACAAAUCCCUCUCCAAAAAGCCCUUGCCAAAGUUCCUCUCCGCAACCCUCACGUUCACAGCAACAUACACCCACCAAUUCGACCAAGCCGGCAUCCUCCUCCUCUUCACCCGUCCCUCCUCUUCCUCCUCCGCCACGCCCCGCAAAUGGAUCAAAGCCGGCAUCGAAUUCUUCAACGGCCGUCCCCGCCUCUCUACCGUCUGCUGCGACAGCUGGGCUGACUGGAGCGUCGCCGACGUCUCCUCCUCUGCCGCAGACAUCCAGGCCGGGACCAAAGGCGUGACGAUCCUCCUCGAGAGGCUGGACGCGCACGACGGCUCUUGCCUGUGGGUGUAUCGCGUCGACGGCGAGGAAAAGACGCCGAUGAGGGAGAUUUGCUGGCCGUAUGGGGAGGAUAACGGGGGCGAGGGCUGGGAGCUCGAGGUUGGGGCGCUGGUGGCGAGGCCGAGUAAAGAUGUUGGUAGUGAGCUGGAGGCCACGUUUGAGGGUGUUGAUGUCAAGUGGGAUGCUGCUUAG